This is a messenger RNA of Anopheles funestus (African malaria mosquito), 4481 nucleotides long. RefSeq lists its product as uncharacterized. The record is from RefSeq and is a predicted model, not a curated record. The transcript has 2 exons. NCBI's taxonomy places the organism in Eukaryota, Metazoa, Arthropoda, Insecta, Diptera, Culicidae. The coding region runs from base 3516 to 4220 and encodes 234 amino acids.
UAAAGCUAUAAUCUUCCCUUUUACCUGAUAUAUGAGAAAUUUAAGUAAGUAACGGCGUGACUGACUUUUAUGACUUUUUUUUUGUGAAGAAAAAGUUAGGCUGUAUUCCGACAUUAUUAUGACUUUUGAUUAAUAAAUACAAAACAACGGAAAACAUGUGUUAAAAUACAAAAAAAUAUAUAAUUUUAUGUGAAAGUAACUUUGCAUUUUAUGAUCUACAGUAUUUUGUAAUUGAAUAAAUCACUAUGAGCAUUUUCUCAUUAUGUCUGGUGUAUUUCGUGAGAAGACUCUUUUCAACUAGAAUAUUUUGGAUUUUAUGUGCUUUACUCUAUGCGUGAGUUUUGGAGCAAAAAGCUAAAUUGAAGCGAAUUUGGGACGAAGAAAUUUCUUCCACCGAAUAUCCUAAAGCUAAAGUUGUGUCCAUGAUUUGUUCCAAGUGGGUUUCAAAGUUGAGCGGUCGGGUUGAAUAGUGUGCUGAGUGGAAGGCUCUUUCGCACACAACCAACAUGUGCAGAAGUACCACUUUUUGGUAGGGUUAUGUGAAAAAUUUCACUAACUCCGUAUAUGCGGCGUUUCUCAUCACGAACCGCAUACUCAAGGCAUCACCGAGUUAUUUCGCAUUUGGCAGCACGCGGGCUAAACAGCACAUUCCGCUGCUUCGAAAUACCAAACCUUUCCUCCGAGACCCGCUGGUGUGGGUCUCACAGUGUAUUGUAACGUGCGAAACACACACUCACCACCUUCGGCGAUCGCGUAGUUAAAGUAUGAGUUUUCCACAAUCCACCCCAGGGCAAUGAUCCUAUUUCGGAUCGACGCACCGGUAGCGGUAGACAUAAGCGAAAAGUUUGUCCAUGCGAAAAGGUGUUUUGGGCGUCCGAACAGGAAUUAAGUCCUUCAAAUCCCUUUAUCGGGGGAGGGAAGGGAUCACCCUUUUUGCGUUCUUGAGUUCCCAAAAUGCGUUAGCUGUGUAGGGAACCAUGGGAUGGAAUGCAUCCGCUGUGUAGUUACGUAAAGGCGAUGGUUACAUUUUCCGCAGUAUACUGUUUUCAAGCUGAAUUAAGCAAAGGAUUGAAAUAGUGUCCAUUUUUGAAAUUUCUGGAACAUUUUCUCAGCAAUACAAAAUUUUUACUUAUCAUCACUUUAAGCGUUGUUGAUAGGUGAAAAGAAAAAAUGAAGUAUCGUUUGAUUGUAAAUUUAUCUGUUCAGUUUGUUGACAUCGUUUAUACCAUCUCCGUACAUAAUUUGUUGGUCUGUCUUCCUGUGCUUGUGUUAGGAAAAAUGAUGAACAACCCAGUAAUGACUUCAUCAAUCGACCAAACAGAAGAAACAAUCUUCCCUAGCUUUGUUCGCUCGCUUGUCGCCGUUCAAUCCAGUCGUUGAUUGCUACGGCGAUCAUAAUCGUUAUGUCUGUCACUUGGAAAUCAUAAAACUGUCUCACAGCACAUCGUUAGAACUACCAUCCGUUUCGGGAUAGAACUGUUCCGGAGCGAAGAUAUACGAUAGAUAGAGAAAGAGAGAGAGAGAGAAAAAUCUACACAUUUGUAUUAAUUACGAUUCGUUUAUAUUCUCCAUCCAUUCACAACACUCAUCAAUCUAUUCGCACUCGAUUCACGCACAGCUUCCAUGCGCUGAACCGGGAAAAAUACAUAACUAUCAUCGAAUACACAUUUUUCGCGCUCGCACCCUAAAAUUAGCAUAAAACAAAAAUCAGAUUAAGAGAGAGAGAGAGUGAGCAAGAGAGUGUUGAAAUGGAUUUCAGCCACCAUGGCAGAUUGGAUUACGAUCAAGUGUAAAACGAGUAGUAAAGUUGAAAUGGAAUAAUUAUGUAAAUUAUAUUAUCGUACGUGUGAUAUGUAAACGUCAGUGCAAAAAAACGUUACAAAUGUUAAUAAAAAGAUGAUAAUAUUUGAAAACAAUAUUUUUAAAAGUUUAACAAGUUUACAUGCAAACUGAAGCAUACGAAAAGCUGUAGUUAAGGAAAGUUAAGACGUUAGGAGAAUUUCGAAAAAAUAUUUGAUAGUUAAAGAGUAACACAUUUUUUAACGUUCAAAUCACGGAAAUAGUAUUGAAUGACAUUCAGUUCAAAAUCACUAUGCAAACUGCACUUUUUUCGAACUUUCCUUACUUCACUGGGCAGCACCCCCGUCUAUAAUUAGCGCAUAAAAAUGUAGCACGAACCUAUUAAAUUUUAAUUACCCCUAUAAAGUGUAUCGCGAUCUUCAUCUUUCAUCUUUUUUCGGAUAAUUUUGCGCGGCCAGCCAUCGGUAUGUACUCGCUCGCAAAACCCAUCUGCAUACACAUAUUAGAAGUUCAUCUUCUCCGGGGAGGGAAGGUUUCUGUUUUCGUAGCGACACACCGCCGUGCCUCCGUUUGACAGCGAUAUUUUUGCUAGCAUAGUCGAUGGGUCUUAAUGAAUGCAAAUCAUAUGCAGUAGCCGUGAAUAAAUGCAUGUCAAGCAUGGAGGAUGACCACACAGGAAAACCGACAACUGAAACCGUCCGGCUAAAGUGCUUAGUUCGUAUGCGAACGUGCAGAUUUUGGCCUUUGUGUCCACUAAUAACGUUUGAAUACAAUCGUGUUAACGGCAAAACACCGAUUAACACGCUUACCGUGUCACAUUCAUGGUGUGCCGUUUCUGGCAGUGAAAAUGCACUUUUAAAGACUGGUUACGUUGGUAUCACAAGGAGGAUCACCAUCUCAGUGUCAAGGUUAUGCGUAGCUGUAAUUAUGUGAUUGGGCGUUACGCAAGCAGCUGUCGGAACUGGUUUAUGAGAGUUAAACUUCACUCGACGGAUGAACGCACAGCGCAUAACUUUCACCUGGUACAGGACAUUAUAUGUACUUGUUUGGGCAAGUAUAGCCCGGGCAAGCAUAUGCUGCGGUACUUCGGAAUUUUGAUGCAUCAUUGCGUUGCUCACUUGAUCGGCGAUGAUCGUUUGAAAAUCAAUCAAUUAAUCAAUUACCUGUGUUUGAUUAAAUGUUGCUACAUCAGUUGAUAAAUUAAACUCCAAUCUAAUAGGCCCGUACCCGGAGGAUGCGAUAAGAUAGGAUGUAUGCUUUACAUUUCCUGACCACCUGCCAACCCCUACACUGUACUACACUGAUACGAACGCAAGGUUUGAGCUAAUCUUUUUUCACGAGGCCGUUCCUUAUCCACGGUAGCAGGUUCCGAAUUACACACAAUAAUGAAAUAUGAUAAAUAUGGUGGCAGAACGUACGUAAUGUUGCACACACACGUAAUGUUUUGAGCGUAAACAUUUUCCGCUGGAUGGGCUUAUCGUCGAAAAUGUGAGGCGGAUUUUAUAAUCUUGACCUCUCCGGUAUGACGAUGGUGCUAUAAAACAGAAAAAGUUUUGAAUGGUAAGCAGAAACUUAAUCGUAAGAUAACGGAUCUUAUUUAAACGCAAUCCAACGAAUCAAUAAAUUGAUUAACGCAAGCUAACCAAAGCAGUAGUUUCGCGGAGAGUGCGUGCGACUGACAUACUGAUCGGUGGAAACCUUAAGAAUUGUUCAAAAUGAAGAGUUUGUUCGUUUGUUUGCUGUUGGCCCUGGCUGGUCAGUCUCUAGCUCAGAGCGAGAAUGAGUUCUUGGAAUACCUGCUGGAGAUACAGAGCCAAGCGGAAGCGGUUCAUGAGAUGAUGGAAGAUACGUUCGAUAAUAUUCGCUUCUCGAUGAGUGACCAGCUGGUCGAACUGAACCGUCAGCUGAUCGCCCGCAUGAACGAAGCUCUCGAGGAGGUCGAACAGAUCCGCGAGGAUACGGAAGAAUUCGUUGGGGAGUCAUCGGCCCCUGCCGCCUGCGUUAAUGUAGCCGUCGCCAACUGGGAAAAUGAGAUCGAAUUGGUCGGAGAAGCUUUUUCGCGUUGCGCCAGUCAAGCCAACAUUCAGAUUACGUCGCGUACUGCUGACGUCCAUGCUGCUCUGGAAGCCGCUCAGAUUGCGUCGACCGAGUUGCAGAACAUCGUGGUCCGUGGAUUCAUUGACUGGAAUGCGAUCGAUAGCGAUGAGCAGCUAUCGGUAAUUGUUGGAGAUCAAAUUGAAAACCGAGAGGACUACUUCGUCAGAAUUACCCGGCCAAAUUUGGAGCGCGUUCUGGAGGGAAUCGACGAUCUGGAUGAAAAUCUGCUGCCUGAGAUCGUGACCUGUGUCAACCGCGGUGUUGAGCGAUUCAACAACUACGGUCGUGUCGUCCGUGAUACGCUGUUCUUCUGUGGCCAGUAAGUGGAAGCUACUCAUAGCUUGUCGCUAAUUUUGUGCGCAAUACAAAUCCAGCAAAACAAAGGCUUAACGGUACAACAUUAGAUUUCAUGUCGUUAUUCAAGUGUGUUAUAAUAGUAAUAUCACCUAAACCGUAGCUAGCUGUUUCGAAAUACAUCGGAAGAGGAUUUGUGCAAAUUGUAAUUUUUAUCUGCUUGUCUUCGUAUCUAGUGGCUAGCGUAGAGACUAGAACAACCACGAAGGUCUUGAUGUGUCUUUUCUGGC